Messenger RNA from Trichoplax adhaerens, 2823 nucleotides. RefSeq lists its product as uncharacterized. The transcript has 17 exons. The coding region runs from base 1 to 2823 and encodes 940 amino acids. The record is from RefSeq and is a predicted model, not a curated record. Lineage: Eukaryota; Metazoa; Placozoa; Uniplacotomia; Trichoplacea; Trichoplacidae. Gene Ontology annotation, cellular component: cytoplasm. Gene Ontology annotation, molecular function: zinc ion binding; peptide binding; metalloaminopeptidase activity. Gene Ontology annotation, biological process: peptide catabolic process; proteolysis.
AUGGAUGAUAUGAUGAGUUUACGUGAUACUACGGAGAGAGGCAGCGAUAGAAAAAAGGUUAAAUCGCCUAAAAUAUGUCCGAAAAUCCACUCUGAACAUAAUGCUAAUGUAACGAAGCGUAAUUAUUCCGCCCUAGCUGCUGUUGCGGUCGUCAGUGUCUUCUUAAUGGUGGCGAUAUCCACAUCUGUACUGACAGAAGAUACAAAUACAGCCGGCUUUUCAUCCAAUUCGAAUAGUCUUAAUAAAGAAUAUCGUCGUGAAAUAGCGUCUAAUGAAUUUCCCUAUCGUGAUUUACGUCUACCCAAGCAUAUCUUUCCCAUACAUUACCAAUUGCACCUUAGACAUGAUCUAGACAAUUUGAUAAUUCACGGUCAUAGUCAAAUUGUUAUUGGUUGUGCAAGGAAAACGAAUUUUAUUGUUUUUCACCACAACGAUUCCAUCGUUUUAUCCGUCAAUAUAGCUCUAUCUUCAAAUGUUAGCAACAAGUUACAAAUUCGAGAUAAUCGCUACAGCUCACUACUACAACUACGAUACCUUCAAUUCGACCAAGACUUACUACCAAAUGUCAAUUAUACGUUGACUAUUCAGUUUCGAAGUAAGAUCUAUCUAAAUUCGAUCAAUGGACUCUAUCGUAGUACAUACACAGAUGGUAAUAAUGAAAUAAGAUAUGCCUAUGUUACACAUUUUGAACCUGUUUACACCCGACUUGCAUUUCCUUGUUUCGAUGAACCGUCUAUGAAAGCUACGUUCAAGUUGUUUAUUACUCGACCAAGGGAAUAUGGUGUUCUUUCGAAUAUGCCAUUGAAAACUGAUCGGAUUAUUUCCAAUAGUAGCGCUGAAGCGGAGUUUAAGACGACUCCUCGAAUGAGUUCUUAUGUAGUUGCUUAUACGAUAUUAAAUUAUACCCACAUUAGUACGAAAACAUCAACAGGUAUCAAGAUCCGCGCUUGGGCAGCACCAGCUAAGAUAGAUCAAAUGAGACUUUCACUCGAUUAUGGUAGAAGAUCGCUGGAGUUAUAUGAAAAGCUUUUUGGGGUUUCCUAUCCGUUACCAAAACUAGACCUUGUCUGUGUCAAGAAAGCUGGAAUAAGUGCCAUGGAAAAUUGGGGGUUGAUCACAUUUCCGGAAGAAUCUUGCCUUUACUAUCCAAAGACUGGUACCAACAAACACAGAGUUACCGCAACUCCAGCACAUGAAAUAGCUCAUCAUUGGGUUGGAGAUCUGGUUUCAAUAGGGUGGUGGAGUGAAUUAUUUUUGAAGGAAGGUUUCGCAACGGUUAUGGAAUUCUAUUCUGCCUAUUAUCUGAAAUCACCUAAACUUGCACAAUUGCAAUUCUUUCGAAAUAAAUGGGAAGGGGCAAUAAAACGUGAUAUCUCCAGCACUUCUCAUAGUGUUUCCACACCCGUGGAUACUCCAGCGCAAAUUAAUGCGAUAUUUGACGGUAUCAUUUAUCAAAAGGGCUCGUGCAUGCUUAGAAUGAUAGAACAAUUCAUGGGUAGAGAAAAGUUUUUCAAAGGAGUUAAUUUAUAUUUAAAUAAGUUUAAAUAUAAUGCUGCUUUUGGUGCUGAUUUAUGGAAUUCCCUAAGUCAGGUAACACAUUAUGAUAUCAAUUCAAUCAUGAAGCCUUGGAUACAUAAGAUUGGAUUUCCCAUUAUCACGGCGUUAGUAGACCGAAAUCGACAUAAAGUAACCUUUUCCGUUUCGUUAUAUCCACAAAAACGUAAAGUUCAGCAGAAUUCCAUAGAUACAAAGAAUAGUGAGAUAGACCGUCAGAUACCUUUCACCUUCAGAACGAACAUGGUACACAAUGGAAAGUUUUUAAUUAAACGUUCUGCGGACUCAAUGGCGUUAAAGUCGCCAUUUCAAUGGUUUAAAGCCAAUGUCAACAGUUCCGGAUAUUACUGUGUAAAUUAUGAUCAUGAUACGUGGAAUCAACUUAUUCAAUUACUGAAAAUUGAUCAUAAGAAAUUAAGCCCUUCUGACAGAGCAGACCUAAUAACCGAUUCCUGCGCAUUGGCUGAAAUUGGCGAGUUAAAUAUUAAUAUUUUCUUCGGUACAACGGAAUAUCUUAUUCAUGAGAAAGAUGAAUUACCACGAGAUAUGGCAUACAAUUGCCUGAAAAAAAUUCGUUCGUCUUUACAAAGAAAGGCUGAUCGAGAUAAUUUACUAAAAUACAUUGCAUAUCUGAAACUAAAGCCACCGCCCGAUUUAGACAAAGAUAAUCUGGAAAUGGAUGAUUAUAGCUUCCAGUUAUCUUCCCAGAAUGACAAUAAGGAAGACAGCUUAGAAAAACAAUUACUAGCUCUUAUUCGUGAUGGAACACCAGCUAAUUGGUACAGCUUAUUUUACCAGUAUAAAAUGUCAAAGAGGAAUUGGGAAAAAAUUUCUAUGAUUAAAGCUCUGGCAUCAACUCCUCAUCAAUUCUUAAUUAAGAGCCUAUUAGAGCUCAGUCUUACCAAUAAAGAGCUGUCUCCUAGUGAUCUAAAAGAUAUACUAGUAGCAAUUAGCCGGAAUAGGAUUCAUAGAAAAAGCCUUUUGAACUUCAUGACAGAGAAUUGGAAACAAUUGGCCGAGAGGUCUUCUCCCGUAACCAUGAAACUGAUACUAGAUGAUCUUGUUCAACAACCUGAAAUACACGAUAAUACACUUGAGGUUAGAGAUUUUAUCCAACUUCAUAGCAUCGUCUUCCAGGAAGCACUUCAAAAUGACUCCGAUGAGAGGGAAAACUUUAAAUUUUCUUUCACCAAAAUAAAUUCUAAUAGAGCAAGUCAUUGGCUUCGAAAAACAAUUGAAAAACUAAAAAAUGAAGGAAUAUUUAAUUGA